Molecule: messenger RNA, 2957 nt
Organism: Condylura cristata (star-nosed mole)
Lineage: Eukaryota; Metazoa; Chordata; Mammalia; Eulipotyphla; Talpidae
Gene: TGIF2
Product: TGFB-induced factor homeobox 2
Exons: 3
Coding region: 174-887 (237 amino acids)
Biological process (GO): regulation of transcription by RNA polymerase II
Molecular function (GO): RNA polymerase II cis-regulatory region sequence-specific DNA binding; DNA-binding transcription factor activity, RNA polymerase II-specific
Source: RefSeq, a predicted model, not a curated record
GUGCUUUCCAGCCGCGAGCUGUCAGGCCGAGUGUCAGGCAGGGCAGGUACGCGGCGCGCUCCCCCGGCGGCCCCCGCCCCCUGCCAGGACGCCCCGGACAGAGCCUGAGGCCGCGUGGACUGAAAAGCCGCUCGGAAAAGCUUACCCAAGGGCCAGCCUAGCUCCUAGACACCAUGUCAGACAGUGAUCUAGGUGAGGAUGAAGGCCUCCUCUCCCUGGCGGGCAAAAGGAAGCGCAGAGGGAACCUGCCUAAGGAGUCAGUGAAGAUCCUCCGGGACUGGCUGUACUUGCACCGCUAUAAUGCCUACCCCUCAGAGCAGGAGAAGCUGAGCCUUUCUGGACAGACCAACCUGUCGGUGCUGCAGAUAUGCAACUGGUUCAUCAACGCUCGGCGGCGACUUCUCCCAGACAUGCUUCGGAAGGACGGCAAAGACCCCAACCAAUUCACCAUUUCCCGCCGCGGGGGUAAGGCCUCAGAUGUGGCCCUCCCCCGUGGCAACAGCCCCUCAGUGCUUGCUGUGUCGGUGCCAGCACCCACCAAUGUGCUCUCCUUGUCUGUGUGCUCCAUGCCACUUCACUCAGGCCAAGGGGAAAAGCCUGCUGCUCCUUUCCCACAAGGGGACUUGGAGCCCCCCAAGUCCCUGAUGACCCCUGGUAGCACACUCACCCUGCUGACCAGGGCUGAAGCUGGAAGCCCCACAGGUGGACUCUUCAACACACCUCCGCCCACACCCCCAGAGCAGGACAAGGACGACUUCAGUAGCUUCCAGCUGCUGGUAGAGGUGGCACUACAGAGGGCUGCUGAGAUGGAGCUUCAGAAGCAACAGGACCCAUCGCCUCCAUUACUGCACACUCCCAUCCCCUUAGUCUCCGAAAACCCCAAGUAGGCCUCUUGUCAGCAGAGGUGCUUGAGGCUUGAGCCAGCUGUCCUGGGUUUCCGUUUUGGUUCCCUUUCAUACAGAGGGUUUUCUUGGAUCACUGCCAAACAUCAGGAUCAUCUCCUCUGUCCAGAGGCCUUCAGCAGGAAGACGCCAGCUGGUGUCACUGCACUGUGACGGGGACCUCUCCUCUGCUGACUCCCGUUUCUCCAGGCUUUCUCAGUGGUGAGACCAAGAGAUCGGAGUCAGGCAUGGUGCUGCUGCUGCUUCUCCAGAGACUCCCUAGGACACCUUUGUUUCAGCCUGUUUUCCUGGGCUGGGCAGAGGAAACCUGCCAAGUUCAGACCUAUGCUGGGUCCAAUAUGCCCAAGAGCCAGGCCUCUUUUUGUUAAGCCAAGUAUGGAUGUUCCAAGUUCAUGAGUGUAAUCAAAAGAGGAACUUAGCAGAUGUAACAGUACUGACUCCAAUUGAAUGGUUAGGUUUUCACUAAACUUUGUGUUUUUUUCCCAUUUUGCUGUGGUUUGCAUCAGAGGGAGUAGUUAGCCCAGGUGUGGGGAAUAAAUGUCAUGUGGAGUCAGAGGAACUGGGAAUGAGCCACCACUAUAGCUGGUAAUUGCUUUAGGAGGAAGGAGUAUUUUAGUUUGGGGACCAGCUAAAUCUUUGCAAAAUUCCAAAUAGUUGUUUCUUUGGUUUGGUUUACCAAAAAGAAAAGAGGAAAAAAAAAAAUGUGGGCCUUGGCUUUUCUGUAUCAGGCACAGAAGGGGAUAAAGCCACAUCCUGGUGAGGAUUCAACAGAAUCUGACCAAACUUAAGUGCAGAGCAGAGAAGGAUGAUAAAUCAGAGAGUUGUUUUUUAAUUUUGUUGUUUUUACUGUAUUCUGGGGGGUGGGGGAAAGUAAGCUAGACUGAGGCAGUGGGUUGUGUUUUGUUUUUUUUUUCCUCUUUAAUGUUUUUUCCUUCUGUACUUUUGAAAGCUGUGCCCUGCAGCCUGAGUUUUGAAUUCCUUUAGGAACUUGGGAUUAGUGGGGGACAAGAUGUCAAAGGCUGCCAGUAGCUCCUGCUUGGAGAGAAGUGGAGCCAUCUACUGGUCAGGAAGCCCUUUUAGUUGACUCAAACUUUAGCUAAUUUUCCCAGGCUAGUGGCAGGAAAGGAGGAAGCAGGGGAUAGUGCCUCCAGUUGGUGAGGAUCUGCCUUUAGAGGAAGCUGGGGCUGGAAAUCACGUUAUGAAACCUGUUCACUAUCUGUGUUGCACCUUUCUUUAAAUUGGAGUUGUUCAGGCCCCUGCCCUGAACUCCACAGUAAAACUGAUCACAGUUGGUCUUAGUCUCCCCCACCAUAUCUUAUUUUGCUGAAAAUGUUAAACAGCAAUAUACCCCAUCCUUUAUAUAUCCUAAGAAACACUAACCCUAGGUUAUUACUAGCCAAAAUAUUUUUGUUCUGAAUAACAUCGUUACUGGACCAAAAGACAGGUCAGGAUCCUCAGCCUGUAGUCCCAAAAGCUGCCAGGUUAGGCAGAAGGGGAAGUUCCUGGUAUUGACUGACUUGGGUGGGAGAAAGGCAGCAACAUGUGUUCUGUCAUUUCUAGGAUGAUCCCUGAAGGCUUCAGGGAAGCUCCCCACUUAGUGACUUGGCCCUUCCAUUCCUGUGGGAGUAAGGAGAGGGAGCUUUGCUCUCUGGGCAAGGUUACCAGGCUCUCAAUGCCUCACCUGGCUGCUGCUUCUAGUGCCCCUUCCAUGCAUGCCCCAGGGGGAUCAGGGAUCCUCACCUCCCCCUCACCCCCCCCAGGCCCAGCUGGGGAAGAAUGGCCAAGGCAGCUUCAAGGUUGAAGCAACUGUCCAGUUUCUUCCGUCCCGCCCAUUUGUGAGCCUAAGUCUGGUGACUUGCAGGUUGCUUGUAACGGGAAACUUGAAUUAUGCUGGGCUGGGGUGCACUGAACUGUGGCGGGGGUGAGGGAGCCAUGCUGCUGUAUUUUGGUUGGCAUUCCCCUCUUAUGCAGGAUGGGGAGGGUAGGGCUAUGGCAGCCUCUGCUUGGUUUGGUUGUGAGAUAAACAUGGAGAAGCACAGUUACCCGUUGAAUUAU